UGUCCUGUCAUGUCCUAAAUCUCGAGUAAAAACCCUCGACUCCUUAAAACCCACCGUACAGAAAAGGCCCGCUGUUAUUUGCUUGUGAGAGUGUAGUGUGAUGGCCGUUGUACUGAAAGCAACUUGCUUCCUGCAAUUGAAGAAGAAAUCCGAAGACCCUUUUCUCAUUCGCCCUAAUUUCCAGAGAUUCUCCAUUUCAACCAAAACCUUCAAACCCCCAAUGGCCACUCUCACCACUGCCCCAACCGUUGGGCUCUCUGAAACUUUCACCAGAUUGAGAAGCCAAGGCAAAGUGGCAUUUAUCCCAUACAUCACAGCCGGUGAUCCUGACCUUUCAACAACAGCCGAAGCAAUGAAGGUGCUUGACGCGUGUGGGUCGGACAUAAUCGAACUUGGUGUACCAUACUCUGAUCCUCUGGCAGAUGGUCCAGUUAUACAGGCUGCUGCUACACGUUCACUGGCAAGAGGGACCAAUUUCAAUUCGAUUAUCUCAUUGUUGAAGGAGGUGAUACCGCAAUUAUCUUGUCCAGUAGCAUUAUUUUCAUAUUACAACCCAAUACUUAAGCGAGGGGUUGAGAAGUUCAUGACUACGGUGAAAGAUGUCGGUGUACAUGGACUUGUGGUCCCGGAUGUUCCUCUGGAGGAGACUGAGAUCUUGAGAAGGGAAGCUCUUAAGAAUAAAAUUGAAUUGGUACUACUUACAACACCCACUACUCCAACAAAUCGAAUGAAAGCCAUUGUUGAAGCUUCAGAAGGAUUUGUUUAUCUUGUGAGCUCAGUUGGAGUUACCGGUACUCGGACAUCUGUAAGUGGAAAGGUUGAAUCUCUUCUGCAGGAAAUAAAAGAGGCGACUUGUAAGCCGGUGGCAGUUGGCUUUGGUAUAUCAAAACCCGAGCAUGUGAAGCAGGUGGCUGGAUGGGGAGCUGAUGGCGUGAUCGUAGGUAGCGCGAUCGUGAAAUUGCUGGGCGAAGCGAAAUCUCCAGAAGAAGGGUUGAAAGAAUUAGAAAUCUUCACCAAGUCGUUGAAGUCCGCCCUGGCUUGAUAAACAAUUAUGUUGUAUUAAAUUAAGCUUGUAAACUCUUCUUUCAAACUUUAAAUAAAUAUUGGAGUUACAUAAUAAGCAUAAUAUCGACUCAUUCUCCAACUUAAAUAGGCAUGAGUUGUUCUUCUUCA
Messenger RNA from Cornus florida, 1173 nucleotides. RefSeq names its product tryptophan synthase alpha chain. The record is from RefSeq and is a predicted model, not a curated record. Gene Ontology annotation, biological process: L-histidine biosynthetic process; L-tryptophan biosynthetic process. Bases 101 to 1042 code for a protein of 313 amino acids. Gene Ontology annotation, molecular function: tryptophan synthase activity. Gene Ontology annotation, cellular component: cytosol; chloroplast. The transcript is spliced from 9 exons. NCBI's taxonomy places the organism in Eukaryota, Viridiplantae, Streptophyta, Magnoliopsida, Cornales, Cornaceae.